AAGUAAAACUGUCAACGUCUUCAUUACUAUGAAUGGACGAGAUCAUGCUUCUUAAUUUUUAGUUUCAUUUUCGUACUAUUACUAGUGGACGUACUCUAAUAGCACCGAUUAAUCCCUACUUUAUUAUUAAUUUAUUAAAUCAAAUAUUAGUUGAACAUGUAUAAAUCGACCGUAUUUCAUUUACUAUUUCUGGCAGCAGCCAUUGAAGUUGCGCUUUCUUUGAGAGAAGGAGAUUGUGAAGUAUGCGUGAAGACAGUCGAGAAGUUUGCGGCCACGUUAUCAGAUGAUGUUAAAAAGGAUACAAAAUCUAUCGAAGCGGAGUUCAAGAAAUUUUGUAAGGGCACAAAGAAUAAAGAGAACAGGUUCUGUUACUACUUGGGUGGGCUAGAGGAAUCCGCCACCGGAAUUCUCGGUGAGUUGUCGAAACCAUUAAGUUGGUCAAUGCCUGCAGACAAGAUCUGCGAGAAACUGAAAAAGAAAGACGCUCAAAUCUGCGAUCUCAGAUUCGAUAAACAAAUUGACCUGAAGAAUGUUGAUCUGAAAAAGUUGAAAGUGCGUGACCUGAAAAAGAUUUUGAACGACUGGGAUGAGGUUUGCGACGGCUGCAUUGAGAAGACAGAUUUCAUCAAGAGAAUAGAAGAAUUAAAACCCAAAUACAUGGGUAGAUCUGAAUUGUAAUAUAACCUAAUAUUGUAGGUAAAUACUAAAGAAUUGUCACAUUGUGAUAUCAAGACUCUAUGUUUAGCUGAGCAGUGAACUCUGAGCAAAUAAACAAAUGAAGCAUUUUACAAACAGUAAACUAGUGUACCAGUUGCUGAGUGUGUGUGCAUGUGAUUAAAUAAAUUAUUAAUGUAAUUAAGUAAAUAUUUUUUCCAUA
Messenger RNA from Manduca sexta (tobacco hornworm), 877 nucleotides. RefSeq names its product mesencephalic astrocyte-derived neurotrophic factor homolog (gene Manf). Gene Ontology annotation, biological process: dopaminergic neuron differentiation; neuron projection development. The transcript has 2 exons. NCBI's taxonomy places the organism in Eukaryota, Metazoa, Arthropoda, Insecta, Lepidoptera, Sphingidae. Gene Ontology annotation, cellular component: endoplasmic reticulum. The record is from RefSeq and is a predicted model, not a curated record. Bases 157 to 678 code for a protein of 173 amino acids.